Xyrauchen texanus (razorback sucker) is the source of this 1315-nucleotide messenger RNA. It is a transcript of the gene ptges3l, whose product is annotated as prostaglandin E synthase 3 like. The record is from RefSeq and is a predicted model, not a curated record. Gene Ontology annotation, molecular function: protein-folding chaperone binding; Hsp90 protein binding. Gene Ontology annotation, cellular component: cytosol; nucleus. Lineage: Eukaryota; Metazoa; Chordata; Actinopteri; Cypriniformes; Catostomidae. The transcript is spliced from 7 exons. Gene Ontology annotation, biological process: chaperone-mediated protein complex assembly; protein folding. The coding region runs from base 230 to 697 and encodes 155 amino acids.
CACCACCACCUUUAAAUGGGAAGAGCAGGGGGGGUGAAGUGGUAUGUUCCUCUCACAGCUGCUGAUGCCAUCCAUCCUAAAAAUAGAGCCAACCACUCAGCCAGCCACACAGAAACACUGAACUCUCUCCGGUGAAUUCUGAACUCUGAAAGUCCAGAAGACCACAUUAUCUAUUGACAUCUCAGAUAUUUGCCAGUAAAAGGCAACGUUAACUCUACAAAAAGACAAGAUGCCAAAGAUUGUUAGACCGGAGAACUGCCAACCAGCCAGAACAUUAUGGUUUGACCGGAAAAAGUAUGUCACCAUCAACUUUGCGGUUCAAAACCCAAAAGAGGUUCAAGUAGACAUCCAGGACACUAAAAUCAUUCUAAGCUGUAAAGAUGUUGAUGACAACAUUAUCUACAACGAGAUUGAAUUUUACGACCGGGUAUUAAAAUCUGAUUCGAGGGAGAAGGUCUAUGAUCGUACUAUUAAUGUGUUGAUAAGGAAAAGGAAGGAAAAUGUGGCAUGGCCCCGACUCCAAAAAGAUCCAGCAAAGCCGGCGUGGCUGUUUGUAGACUUUGAUAACUGGAGGGACUGGGAAAAUGAGGAUGAAGAGGGCAUGGCAGAAUACGAGCAGUACAUUGAUAUGAUUAAUGAUUUGAAGCAGAAGGGAGAGCCACCUGCCAUGGAUGACCUGGAUGAUCUCAGUGACUGAGCUGAGUGCCAUGUCCCAUGAUGAACCUUCAACGUUUUCUAAAAUAUGAUGAGUACAAUAAAGGCAAGUUCACACUGCCACAACAAACAUAUAUUUCCAACGGUUCUUGAAUCGUUGUGUUUACCCUACUGCUGUUUGUUGGUGUUUGCUGGAGCAGUGCGAACACUGUAAAAAAUGCUGUGUCAGUUAACCUAAAAAUGUGCUUCAACUGGUUUUAUUUAAGUCAAUAUUUAAUAAUUUCAUAUAUUAGGUUACACCAAACAUAUUUUUUUACAGUGUAGCCUUAUUAAUAUAUAAACGUCCUUCUUUUAAACCUUUGCAUUUAUUCAAUUCUUUACCACCUUGCAAAUCUUCAUUGACGUGUAAGAAACAAAAUCAGAUUGUUUAGUGUAUUUGUUGUCUUUUCAUGUUGGGAAUGAAAAUGAAAGAUGUUUUGGUUACCUAUCACUGCCCACGUGUCAUGUGUAGUUAUUUUCCACCUUGCUGUACAUAGUUUCUCUGCGCUUACGAAGCUUUGAUAGAUAAUUCCUUGGAGCUGCAGCUGGUGCUGGGAUCGCCAGUCUUCGCCAGCACAGUUUAAGUUGAUGUCUAUUGUUGUAAAUAAAUCCUAUGAACUGU